CGUGACAUCUUUAAAACUUUUUUUGGGGAAAACCGGGGCCCACCCUGACUUUAUUUUCUUACUUGAACAUUUUAAGAUCGUUUCUUGUCGACUUUUGCCCUUAAAAAUUUGUAAACAUCCCGGAAACAAAAGGGUAUACGACACUUUUUGAAAUGAACAUUUUCCCCUAAAAAAUCCAAAGGAAAAGAAAAACGUUUCCUGUGUAACGUGUGCUGCAAACAGUUCCAGCACAAAGGAAAUCUAAACUCUCACAUGAGGUCGCACACUGGGGAACGUCCUUACAGUUGCGAUGUUUGCGAGAAAAGGUUCUCAACUUCUGGAAUACUCAAAACACACAUGAGGACACACACCGGGGAGAAACCUUAUCUCUGCGAUACUUGCGGCAAACGCUUCUCUCACAUCGGCAUUCUUAAGAAUCACAUGCUGACACACUCUGGUGAGCGACCACACAGAUGCCCGAUACCAGACUGCGGUAAAGACUACAGCCGGGCUGCUAACCUCAAAAUCCACAUGAGAUCACACACAGGUGAACGUCCAUUCCGAUGUGAAUACCCGAAGUGUGACUGGACUUUCGUAUCGAAUGCUGAUCUGAAAGUGCACAUGAGAACACAUUCAGGAGCUAAAUCCUUCACCUGUAACGUGGAGAACUGCAAGAAAGAGUUCCUUUACAACCAGGACCUCAAAAACCAUAUCCUCUCGCACAAAGAAAUCAAUAUGUCUAUAACCGAUGACUGCAACUUCCCAAGACCCCCAGAUUAUCAAAACUAUACCCGAAAGAGCUGCCAACUACGACUGGAUUUCGCUUGAAAGUGAAUUCAAGAAGAUUGAAUCCUUUGGAGACUGUCAGAAAUCCCACUCUGGACUAAAACCCUACUCCUGUUCGAUCUGCUCUCACAGCUUCUCGACACUGUCGAAACUGAAGCAGCACAUUAAAGAGCACGACACAGUGAGCGAAACCCGACCUUACAAAUGCACUGACUGCUCCAGAAAGUUCUCUCAGCCCCGCAACAUUCACAGACACAUGGUGCUGUCUCACGGCAAGCCGGAGACUACUGGACCCUUCACUUUAGCUCUGAUGUCACCGGAGAGGAUACCCUUCACUGACAAGAACUGUCAAGGAGAGCGAGGCAGGAAGCGACCACUGGAAGAGCUCCAUAAGUCUGCCUUCACCCCGGUCGCCAAGUCUCCCAAUACUUCUCCUGACGGAAAGCUGACCCCACCCGCCAAGGUGUGUCGUAAUGGUAACCCCACCAAACUGUUCAUCACCAACGUGAAGAGUCUGCGAGAGGAGAACCCGUUCCCAGACAUCACACCACUUGACUCACCGGACUCCGGAAAACUAAAGAUAAAAGAAGAGAAGAAGUCGCCCCGUCACCACCCCUACACCAAACCUUCUCCAACGAAGACCAGUUCUAGACAACCCCCUAGACUGGCUCCUAAACCUCCGCAAUACGCCAUAGUGCAGGCUGUAAACCUCCCUACUCUACACGCCUUCAAUGUCAAGAUAGAGAGACAAACCAGCUCUCCUCCAGCAGCAGUAACCAGCGCCCCACAUGUAGCAGUCCCAAAGUCUCGACCAGUAACCAGCUCACACACAGCAGUCUCCACUGCCCAACCCUCUCCUCCAGCCAGGAUUCACACUCCGGAGACCCUGCAUUCGAUCACAAUGGUGGAUCAGAUCAGGUACGCCGCUGUGAUGACGUCAUUCGACCACUUAGUGCAAGGGUAUCUAGCUCACAGGACCUACCAGUCUCUAAAGUGCUUCUACAAGUGCCUGACGACUGCUAAACAGUCCGUGGAGUUAGGGACAAUGCCAUGGUGAGUGCAACACAUACCUGUACCACUUGCUACAGUGGUUACAACGACAAUGUGAUCAACAGCUGAUGAGACGAGAUGUGCUAGUCCUGCCCUGUCUGCAGCACAGGUUACUCAACACGAAGAAAGAAGAUUGAAGAAAGAAGACACAAUUUGAAGAAAAGAAGAGAAGAAAGUAAAGAAUAAAGCUGAUAUGUUUAUACGCAAUUUACCACCGUUUUGUACCAUGAUAUUUUAUGAAAGAGCACAUGUUUUGUACUCUGAUAUUACGUACUCGGGUUUAUUGGACACUCAUCAUUUGUUUUAUACAUUUUUAUUCGGGCGGAUCGCUUCAAGAGCUAUAUUGUACAUAUUAAUUAUCAUUUAUUAUACUCCUUUUUAAUUUAUCAAC
Molecule: messenger RNA, 2206 nt
Organism: Bolinopsis microptera
Lineage: Eukaryota; Metazoa; Ctenophora; Tentaculata; Lobata; Bolinopsidae
Product: zinc finger protein 629-like
Exons: 6
Coding region: 728-1822 (364 amino acids)
Biological process (GO): regulation of transcription by RNA polymerase II
Cellular component (GO): nucleus
Molecular function (GO): DNA-binding transcription activator activity, RNA polymerase II-specific; RNA polymerase II cis-regulatory region sequence-specific DNA binding
Source: RefSeq, a predicted model, not a curated record